Molecule: messenger RNA, 1482 nt
Organism: Ruditapes philippinarum (Manila clam)
Lineage: Eukaryota; Metazoa; Mollusca; Bivalvia; Venerida; Veneridae
Exons: 3
Coding region: 341-787 (148 amino acids)
Source: RefSeq, a predicted model, not a curated record
UUCUCUCGUUAUACAUGAGUGCUUUUUUUUAAUUCUCCAUCCUUUUCAACAAAAUGACAGGAAACUACAAUGAAAUUUUAAAUAUUCGCUAAUUUUUUAUUUUUAUCUUGCAGAAUCUCAAGAUACUGGAGAUAAAGAGUCCGAGCGACAGCUCCCUAAAUCUCCUUCCUUGCCCCCUGCCCUGUCUCCAUCUCGCCAGAGGUCGCCCGGAACCCCGCCCUACACGCCACCUGUGUAUGCACCACAGUCACAAAUUUACCAGACCUAUAACACAACCGGAAGUCCUGGUAUCAAAACACCGCCUGUGGGGGAACUGACGUCAUUUAGCAGAAAUGGUUUAAUGAGUCCAACAACUAACGGGAACAGAGACGACAACUCGUUUGUACAAAAUUCUAGAAAGAUCCAGUCUAACUCAAACACAAGUAAAAGCCAAGUUGUUCCUAAGCUGAACCUAUACGGAAUAAAUUCUCCAAUAAAAACCGGAAGUACUUUAAAUGGUCGUCUGCAGAAUAGCCUCGUUUGCAAUGGGACAAUUAAAACCGGAAAUGACGAUGACAUUCCAAAGACGAAAGCGAAAACACAAAAUGUCACGUGGAACUUAGAUCAAAAGGAAACAAAUGGAAUACCAAAGAGACAGAAUACGCCAACAACACCGAAACUUACAGAAAGUUCUUAUUCUGAGGUGAAACAACCGUCACCACGGAAACCUCCGUCUGAUAAACUGAUUGUAUUCGGAGACAUAUCAUGUAAGUUAUAUAUUCAUGUACAUGUAUAUCUGACAUUUUGAACACCAUUAUAUAUUGUAUAUAUGUUUAUUAUUCAAAUAUUAUAACUUUGGAAUAAAGGAAAAGUGGUUGCAAUUAAACAAAGAAAAAAAACAACAAGAAAAAAAACCCUGCUAGUAUUCAUUAGUAAAAAACGAGUUGGCAUAAAAACGGCCAUGGUCGGAUAAAAUCGAUUUAUAUAUUUAACCUAUUGAAUGUCUAUUUGUUCCAAAUAAUCUAAACUACUGAAUGUUUUUGCUAUAACUGUUUUUGCCCCGGCACCGGUUUCUAAAAACGUGUUCGCUCAUACCAAAAAAGCUCACAAACAAAAUGAAGACAUUUGAUUGUGGGCUUCCGCCAGAUUUUAAAACAGCGUUAUGUAUUUUAUAUGGUGUUUAUUACUGAUUAAAAAUACAGUACUAUAGGGUUGGUAUUCAUGUGAAGUUUGUUUACUGUAAUAUCGGGUCGCUGCUAAUGGACGCUAAAUUUCGUUGUAUCUUUCAGUGAUGGUGUAUAUUUAUAACAAGAAGUUUAAACUGCUUUCACUGGCAUCGGUUAUUUCGAAAUUUUGUAAGAGCGUUUGAUUUUUAGCUCGAAGAAUGAGAGCUAUCCGCAGCGUCGGUGUCGGUGUAAGCGUAACCGCUUAUGUUAAAGUUUUCGUAUAACUUCAAAUAUCCAAGUCCAUUGACAAAUGGGUAGUUUUCUACAAAUUGAGUAU